This is a messenger RNA of Prorocentrum cordatum, 730 nucleotides long. The record is from the annotation of a GenBank genome assembly. Lineage: Eukaryota; Dinophyceae; Prorocentrales; Prorocentraceae.
UUUCGCGUAUUCAGUGUCCCCGCGUAGGCCCAUGGGGCUCAGACUGAAUUUGGCAAGAGGUAAGCCUGCUAUCAACAAAUCGCCAGCACCUACGAAGGCGACUGGAGUCGGCCCAGCUUUGCGCAAGCCAGCCGCCCACGAUGACGAAGCUCAAUCCGGGUCCAACCUGAAGGCGAUUAUGAAUAAGCCGUGGGCCGACAUGAGCAAGGCAGAGCAGGGCGGCGCGAUCCGGCAGAUGCGCAACCCGACCGCGGGGUGUUACAGGAGUUCCACAACAACAUGGUGGUCGAUGAGGAUGUGCCCGAUUGGUUCGAGACCCAGUGCAGGGGGGGGGACAUGAGCAAACGCCACAAGAAGGGCGCAGACACUGGCGAGCAGAAGAAGAUAUCAGGGCUAUGCGAGCUCUGGUUCUUGGCAACUCGUGACAAGAAGACGGGCAAUAUCAAGAAGGUCGCGGAUUGGGGCAGCGGGUGGAUCUGCAAGAGCGCCUACACCAUCAAGGAGACCGCUCACACAGAGAGGGGGAGCUCCUACACCUGGGGCCAGAUCAUCGGCAUGCACUUCGGGGAGAAGAACGCGAAGAAGGCCUUGAACAAGGGCGGCGCGGUCUGCGCGACGGUCGCGGGCGCCGACGGGAAGCAGCACAAGCGUUUCAAACUUACGACGUACCAAGGACUUAGUUGGAACCAAAUCAGCGCUGGGGAGAAAACAAAAAGAAAAACAACGACGG